UAAAAUCAGUACGCAUUUUAUUAAAUUAAAAACAUUAGUUUUAUCUUAACAAAAUGUAAAAUGAAGGAAAAUAAAUGUCACUCUUGUCAAUGUAUCAGCAGUUUCUCAUUAGUCUUUGUGUUCACAUUAUCAUCAGAGCGGCUGCCCAAUGGUUUCUGUUCUCACAUCUCACCAUGCGUUGAUUUCCUGCGGCAUAAACAAAACCUCUUCAAUGCAAACAGGAUGUGCUGACAUGUCUGUCUGCUUCAAGGAAAUCAUCUGCUUCAUAAAAUGCCCUGAACCACCUGAAAAAAAAACUUGCCCCGGUUGUCGUUGGAGACUGGAGUGUAGAUGAAAUGAAAACGGUUGGGAAACAGGAGUUUUUAUGCCCCUCAUGGAAAGGCAAGACAAAAGACAGCAACACCCCGCUUCAGUUCAGAGGGAACAAUGAGGGACGUUGUCUCUGCAUCUGAAGACUCCAAAGCCAUGAUAUACUGUAUAUACAAACAAAUCUGCUUGAAAAAUUGAAUUGAAGGGUUGGCACAGUCAGUGUUGAAUAUGGUGGUGACAACUUUUAUGGACAGAGAUGCAUGGACAGCAUAUUAGUUUAUGUACAAGUACAAAUUAAAUUAGAGGAAGACAAACUCUCACUCCCUCUGUCUCACAAAAACAAAUCUUAAUCUGACAAUGAAGUUACAGGCAGGAAAGGCCAGUCUCAGUGCAAAUGCUCCAGCUUGCGUAGCCGGAGAGGGUUGGGAAGGGCUUGCUGGUUGCGUACUGAGGAGGGCUCCUCUGGCGAGCGGAAUAGCACCCGACCCCGGUGAUUGAAAAGGUAAAAGGACGGGUGAUUCCUCAGCGUGUCAAAUGUUCUAGAAAGGGAAAAAAAGAUGGAUACAUGUAGUUAAGUUGUGCAUAUGCGCUUAUACAUCCACUGGUGUAUGAUUGUGGGUGUUGUGUGGUGGUGGUCAGAGAGGCCGUGGGCGCAAAAUGGCUGCCAUAUUUCCAUCAGUCUGCCCCAGGGCAGCUACUGAGGUAGUUUACCACCACCAAGGUGUGACUGUGUGAGUGAAUGGAUGAUGUAUCCAAUAUAAAGCUCUUUGAGGUUCUCUGAUAAAGCGCUAUAUGAAAUCUGAUGCAUUAUUAUUAUUUUUAAAAAAAAGGAAUAUGAAUGAGAGGGUCGGUGCAAAUAUUGCAAGCUCAGGCACUUGACUGCUUUAAGCUUGAGGUUCACUGUUCUGUAACACUGUUUAAAAACCAAGGAGUUUUUUUUUUCUCCAGUCAAACAUAAAUAACUUCACUCUUAAACUGUGUUGAGUCUGUUUCUCUAAUCAUCAAAAAAAGGUGAUGCAUUAGGUAUGUGUACACCAUGAAGGAUAAGAGAUGUUGGUUGCAGACAAAUGUUUUGAAACAGACAGCAGACGCAUUAAUGAAUAUCUGCAUUAGAUCUAAACAUAUAUCAUCUAAAAUAGAAUUAAAUGCUGUUUUUAUGUUUAUUAUACAAAUAAGCGGUCACAAUGAGAGUUAAAUGAAAAGUCUAUAUGUGCAUCCCAAAUGGGACUCUCUAAUUUUAUAUGUAUGCUCUGGAAGACUAAAAUGGUGAUCAAAUCUGCAACUCUAUAAAUUCACCUUGAAUAUAAGAAAGGGACACAUGCACAUGAUUUCAGGGAUGGGUGUUGGGGGGUGAGGUUGCAUCCAGAUUAGAUGGCGGUAGGAUAAUGUUUCUGCAGUUUGAAGGGAGGUUAAUAUAUUUCUGUGGGAACUGAGUGAUGUUGCUAUAAAUGUGUCUGAGGCUGAGAACAAAGGCCUCCCCUGUGGCAGAGGACACAAACAACCAUGUUAUCAGGGGAGGAAGGUGCACUGACUCCACUUACUUGUUUUUCAGCUCUGAGGAGGCGUCCAUGUCUUUGAACUCUCCAGCAAUGUGAACGAUACCAUAGCAGGUCAUCACAAACGAUAAUAAGGUCUGUAAUACAAUCUAUAGACACAAAAGACGACACCACCAUGCCAGAAAUUAAACAUAUAUUUUAGGAUUGGUUUAUUACAAAAGCACCGUAGAGAAUAAGUGACUUACAUCAAUCGGUAGUGUCUCGUUUUCCUUCUCUGUGAGUCGCAUGUAUGAUCGAUCUGGUGGGAGAGAUGGUUUUUAAUAAAAGGUUUUAAUAAAUGGACAUGUUCACACAUUGCCAAGUGAAGAAACAAAGAAACCUAAAUGCACAAGACUGUCCUGAAAAUACAACUCUUCUUAAGUAACACUUAAAUUGGAUUGGCUGUGUAAGUAUUAAUAUGUAAGCUUUAGUAAGAGAUGAGGUUUGUCUGUAUAUCUCUCUGUAUUGUGCGCAGCAGCGGGGUUAAGCUGCGUUAGCCUCUCGGAGCUCGGAGCUGCUGCUGCUGCACGGACAGGCCCGGCCGGUCGCUCCGUCACCUGACCCACAGAAAACAGCCACCGACAACAAUACACACAUCGAGACCCGUGUUUUCAUCACAAAUUUCUCAAACUCACGCUGUGCCGCUGAAAAAGCUGCAUGGGCUAAGGCAAACAGUCCAAUGCCGACAACACCUUUCCAAAAAGACGGGGCCAUCUUGAACCAGGGCUGUGAGGAACUGUAUGCAGUGUCGUAAAACAAUGUCGUAAACAGCCGCAACAAUGACCCGGUCAACAAGAACUUCAUAUUUACUAUGAUACAUUUAAUAAUACAACAUAAAACAAACAUUUUUGAAAAUGUUUAUUCUUUAUUGAUAUCUGUUAUAAUUUAUUUUCGCUCGUUCGUUUGUUCGUUAGAUAAACAACCCCAAAUAUUGAGGGGGCUCUUAUUUUGAAGGGGUUAGCUACCAUCCGCUACCGUUUCCUGUUAGCAUAGAGAGCUUUCAUGUCAUCCCACAUUUAAGCACCUAUUGCUGAAUAUCUUCAUAUUUUCACUGUAUUUAGCUCUCAGGAUCCAACGUCAACAUGGCAGAAGCCAUUCAGAAGAAGUUACAAGCGGAGGUAGAGAAAUAUACGCUAAUGCAAAAAGGUAGGUGGGUCUCAGCAAGGCAUGGAUUUAUGUGGAACCACGUUGAGGCGAGCUAGCUUACUAUUUUUGGACUUCCUUACAUUAUUUAAACUAUAAAGUGUUGCUUUAAACAUAUUUCCAUCCUAUUAUUAAAACUCUCUUUUUUCCCAAAUCAUGUUUAUGUAUAAUUGUAAUGUUCUCUUAUGUUCAGAUGUGAGUAAGAGCAUGGCAGCCAGACAGAAGCUGGAGACACAGCUGACGGAUAAUAACAUCGUCAAAGAGGUCACCAUCUGCUUAUUUGAUCUCAAAGGCUUUCCAUUGUUGUUAUUUUUAAAGAAUCAAAUUAUUUUAAGUAAAUCUGAAUAUAUUUUUCAGGAGCUGGGCCUGCUGAACAGCACCAACACCGUAUAUAAGCUCAUUGGCCCAGUUUUAGUGAAGCAAGACCUGGACGAGGCAAAGGCUACUGUCAGCAAGAGGCUGGAGUACAUCAAUGGAGAGAUGUGAGUUUUCCACACAUUCAAGUUUCUGAGUAUUGAAUUGAAAAUGGUUCAUUGAUUUCAUUGACUCUAAAGUGGAGAGAGACCCCCAAGCUUGUCAUCAUCCCACAAUUCAAAAGCCAGCAUCCAUGAACAAGUGCUCAUGGCAGGAGUAGGUUACACAUUUCAGAAGGCACUAUUAAUGCUGAACAAUAUCCAUAUGUUUCAAAGCAACUGUAGCUAUCACCAAAACAAAAUGCUUUUCAUGGAAGACCUUGUAUAGUUCAGCAAGACACUGCCCUUACCAGAUAGAUUGAUAGAUAGAUACUUUAUUCAUCCCCACAAGGGGGAAAUUCAGUUGUCAUUAAACAGCAAUAAUGGAUGAAGAAAGACAAUAAAUAUAUAUAGAAACACUCAUAAGAGCCCACGACUAAACCCCGCACAGUCUACAUUUACAACAGUAUAGCUCUGAAGUAGAAGAGUCCGGGUACUAAACUGCCCUGCCUACAGUGCUGCCUUUUCACUCAUUAAAAUAAAAAACAUCAUAACAUUAAAUAUGGAAAAAAAGAGACCCUUAACUUCAGGGAAAUGAAAAUCCUUUAGCAGUCAGAAAUAGGAGGACAAUCAACUCCCAGAACUCCAGAAAUAGUUGCUUCCAAACCUCCAGGAACUGGUUUCCCAGUUCUGAGUUCCUAAAUAUACAUGAGUGUUGUUAGAAGAAGUGAUCAUCGUGCGACACUCAGAAAAAUGAAUUGUGGCAUAGUUUAUUUGCAUCUACUUGAUUUGAAUUAUUAAAUUUUUAGAAUUUAUUUAUUCAGAUUUGUUAAAAUCAGUAUCUGUUGUUCUAAAAACAAUUCCAGCGUGUUUGUGUUUUUGAAAAGCACUUUACAAAUAAAAUUUAUUUUUAUUAUUAUUAUUGUUAUUAUUAUUAUGUAAUUCAUUAAAAUGAAUGAAUACAGCUUAAAUAUGAUGAGCUGUGGAUCAAUCAAGGUUCAUUUAGUUUAAGUUUUUGAGACAGAAACAAAUUGGAUUUUAUAAUGAUGAAUACAUAGACCUGUCAUGAUUUAUUCAAAACACAUGGGGUUUAUUGGUGUUAUUACAUGAAUCUAACUGGUUCAUUUACAUUUGACCGACAAAUAUGCAGCACACAGAGUUUAUUGGCCUGUUUAUGUCAAAUCUGAGUUAUUCAAAUUGAUGGAAAUUUUUUAUGUAAUGAGGCCUACAUAUUUCUGUGAGUGUACACGUUUCUGGCACUAAAUUUAAAAUGAGCAUAUUCUGCAUUUUUUUUCUUGCAUGAAUUUAAUCCAAAAGUGACUUAUUAAAAAGAUUCUCUUGUAUUGAAAAAUAAGCAAAAUGUCAAGUCAAAACUGUUUUUUUAUUUUUGGUAAUUAUAAUUAUUUUUUAAAAUGUAUUCAGUUAUGUAUCUGUCCUCUUGAGUAGAUAGCAAGCAUUAAAUGAUUUAAACAGCUAGUAGGUGGAACCUGAGUGACAUGGUAUAUCGACAGAUUAAGCAACAAUAAAGACAGAUACAUUUGAGAUAUUAAACAAUAUGAAAACUAACACAGCAACAGCAAGUCCUUAACUUCCCUGUAAAAACGAUUGAAAUAAGGGCAUUUCUUUGGGUGUGUUUUCCCUCCUACAUACUCAAAGGGAAUCACUUACACACAUACCUGUCCUCAGAUAGGUCUGCACUUUUAUGACCUGCUCAAUAUAGAAUUUGAAUAAUGAAAAAACAUACAAUAACAUACAGAUUAUUUAUCAUUUUUGAACACCAGCAGCAGUUCUUCUUUUAAGGAGGAUCUGUAUUUAGUUCAACAGUGUAAUCCUGCUCACUUGCGUGUAGAGGGCAGUGGUGAGCUUGCAGAAGUUUGCAGAACAACUUCUAGCCCCCAUGCCAUGUCCACACUGUAGCAAAGGCUGAAGGACUUGUUGGGGACAUAAUUUUCUGGAGAAAAUCAGACAGGGGUAUCAAAGCACCUUAUAACCACUCUUUAGGUUGUGGUUCAACUGCUGUGUGUUUUACACUGGUGCACUUUGAAUAAGCCAGUUAUCAUAGUUUACUGGUUUUGAGUAUUAACGUGAGUAAACCUUAAUGGUAAAACUGGAUACUUUUUCUUCUUCUGUUACAGUCAGAGGUACGAGGCAAUCCUAAAAGACAUGGAAAAGAAAUCUGAACAACACCGAGAACUCCUGUCCAGUUUACAGCAAGAGUAUCAGAAAGCUCAAGGCCUGGCUGUUGGCAAAGUCUAACCAAGUGGUUCAUCUGCAUGCUCACAAACACAUAGGCAAAAAAGAAGGGGAUUUUCAUGAUGUAAGCCUUAAAUAUCAGGCUGAGUAGAUUCUACAUGUAUUUGUCAAUAAUCUGAAGUUAUUAUGGUGACUGUCUCUUGUUACUAAUAAAAACUGUUUUUCAAGAACGUCC
Messenger RNA from Xyrichtys novacula (pearly razorfish), 5867 nucleotides. Lineage: Eukaryota; Metazoa; Chordata; Actinopteri; Labriformes; Labridae. The record is from the annotation of a GenBank genome assembly.